Messenger RNA from Serendipita indica DSM 11827, 2145 nucleotides. NCBI's taxonomy places the organism in Eukaryota, Fungi, Basidiomycota, Agaricomycetes, Sebacinales, Serendipitaceae. The record is from the annotation of a GenBank genome assembly.
AUGUCGUUUCUGCGACCCGCCUCGCCGAAUCCACUGCAAAGAGCGAGCUCACCAAUGGAAGGUUCACCUAUGGACUUUAGUUCACCACCCGGGAUAAGCACUUCAGGAAACAACCCCUAUACAACCAUGAAUCCACUCUCUCGCGUAGCCCAGUCGCCGACCGCUGCACAUCUACGAAACCGCACGCGCCGACCAAGUUCUCUAAGCAUUGCACUCGAUAGGACAAAAUCAUUCACCGGUUUCCCGUCUCCAUCAAAUAUCUCGGGUGGUGGGAGUAGUAGUAGCGGUAGUCUUGGAGGAAACGGCAACGGAAAUGCCGGCUCUAUGCUGCAGCCCGCCGCGACGAUCCAAGAGUAUGGGUCGGGGGAUAUAGCAGGCAGAGGAAGGGCAUCUUCUUCUGCUUCUUCCAUGUCUAUCGGAUUAUCACCGGCUAGGAGGAAUACGAGUUUAGAUGAAGUCGGGCUUGAGGCGAACGAGGAGACGCCCAACGCGAGACGGCAGACGGGCUUUGGGGCACAAGUGGCAAAGAUGAAGAGAUACAGGCAGAUUAUGGGUAUGUCGGGUCCGAAUGGGUCAGAGAGCGACCUUUCUACUGCAUCGAAUGGACGGACUACGCCGGAUUUGGUCAACCAGAGAGGAUUAGAGGACGACGUAGAUGCCCUGGCUGUGGCCCCGGACCAUAGCGUACAUUCGUCACCCAUGAAGGACUCGAGUCCUGCCAAAUCUGCAGAGCCACUCUCUCCAUUUUCUCUCAAAGGACCGCUCAAACCUGCGAGGCUACUCCGCGUGCAGAACGAACUCAAUGCUCCCUUUCUUGACUCGGAAACAAAGUCGGAAGCCGCAUUCUCUCGAUUGGUCCAAUCUACCUCAGAUCUCGCUUCGAGACUACGCCUCACCAUUUCCAACGCCGGAUCGUCCCCAGCUCGCAAGCGACAGACGCGCAACUGGAUGGGCGAAUGGGCCGCUUCCAAUGUGAAUACCGAACCCAAACAUUGGGCUGGUCGGUUCCCCGAGUCUGUCGAGGGUGAUGGUGAACUACCUAGCCCGGAUACGGAAAGUGACGGAAGCGAUCAUGCAGCCGAUACGACGCUCGUUGCGUCGCGGCCUUCAUCUGUUAUGGGCCAAGCUCCGAUUGGGAUACCAAUCCAAGGGAGGUCAAGAUCUGGUUCGACUAUGACAGCGAAUGGAGAUAUGAUGCUGGUUGGAAGUUAUGGAGGCAACGAGCAAGGCGAAGGAUUGGCGGGCAUGAUGGAUCUUGACAUGGCCUCAAACAUGAGCUCUCCGGUGUCGACACCGCUGACGACCAAUUGGAGGGAACCAGCACCCUUCUUCCAAUCCAAGAAGCGUAAAUUCUCAGUGACUGCGGAUCAAGACAAGAUUGAAUAUCAACCUCAAGCGAAGAAACGCAAAGGUCUCUCGCCAUAUGGUGCUCCGAUGACCCUCCAAGCAGGCACGUCAAGCCCACUCUCCAACUCUGGGUCCGGAUCUUUUGUGUUUCCACCCCCAAAGUCUCCUCUCCACUUGAACGGUGCUUCUCUCCAAUUGUCGAUGACCGCCAUGCCAAACGCAUCGUUUGGUAGCUUUGGAUUUCCUAACAACAAUAACAACGGGGUGCAUCAGCAUCGCAAGUCGGGUUCGAUCUCGAUGGCAUGGUCGAGGCCUGGUUCUGCUCACUCUAGCCCCCUUCUUCGUCCGACGAGCAGCCACUCGAACAUGCCAGCGCCACCGAGCGGAAUGCUUCUAGGACCAACACUUCUUUCAAACAGUACGACCGCAACGCCGUCAGAGAAUGGAGAUGGGUUCAACUUUACGUUUUCGUCUUCAAACGGCAGGAACAUGGCAGGCGCGGCGAUCAAUCAGGGUACUGGAGAGAACUUUGGGCAUGGAGGUGCUCCUCAGAUGACACAGGGUGGUGUACAGCAAGGCUUUCCUUCGUACACACCUGGUGCGCAGCUUGGACAAUACGGCGCACCCGUCACGUCAAGCCCAAGUGCGCGUCCAAUGAUGAAGUUGCCUACCCGCGCAUUGGGGGCAAAUGGAGUUGGUUUUGGUUUUGGUGCGAUCUCUCAUCCGCCAUCUCUUCCUGCGGGGACUCAGCAGCCACGGCUUGAUGGAGGCGUUGUUGGUCUAUCGCUGAACCCAUAG